AUGAGCUCUCUUCUCAAUCCGAUUCACAGUGCGAGCCAAAAAUGCCGGCCCAAGCAUCAAGUCCUGGUCCUGAAAUGCUAUCCCAAAUACCAGAAAACCGUGCAGGAGGUCAAGCCAAACCCCUCCGAGUUGAGUUAUCUGCUGUAUUACGCCAGCACACGACGCCACAAGCUACAGAAAGUUGGCGCAUUUCUCGAAAAGAAGAAUGCCGGUGAUAUCUGGAAAGGACGACUCGGAAACGUCCAGGUCACCCUUCAGAUCCUCACUGCCAUUAUCGAAAAGGACCCCCAUGAUCUCUCCCUUUACUCGCGAUCUGUCCUGACAAUCCUCUGCUCGGUCUUACGCUCCAAAGAUGUAAACAUGGUGGAAGAGUCGAUUCCGACAUUUGAAGCAUACUGUAAAUACGUGGACGCCGCAUCACUUACGACGGACCAGCAACGUGCCGAACAAUACUUGUCCAUCGUACAGCACUACGCCGGGUUCGCCGCCAAGAAAAAGCCCGCCGACAAGAAGAAUGGUGAUUCCAUCCCACUUUCACUCCGAUGGCGGACCAUCGGUCUGCGUGCCAUCCGAGCAGCGGUAGCCUCCGAGGCCCUGGCAACAAAUUCUGGCCCACAGCUUAACAUUGUCAUGCCCGUGAUCUUUGAAAACUUGUCAUUGGAAGAGGAGAAUGUCUUGGCCACCUUGCAGCAGCGAGCAAAAUCCAGCGAGAAAAUGGACGACGAGAUUGCCCGGAGGCGGCGAGUGAGCAUAGCAACCGUCACCACAAUCGACACCACGGAAGGCGACCCGGCGACGGCAGUUGAGACUACUGCCGGGGCGGACAGAGUGGCGGAAGAGGAGGUGAGGACUCUGGCUUUGAGGUGCUUGAAGCAGAUCUUUUCUGUCGGUAUCGGGAGCACCAGAGGUCAGACUCGAUUGGCCACGGCCUUGACCCUCAAGUUUAUUGCCUCGAAGAGUCCGCCUCCGAUCACGGCCGAAACGGCGCGGCAAGGAAAUUGGGCCACGUCGUUGUUUGAAGCGAUUGCUCGAUGGACCCCCGUACAAGAUCGAUUUCUCAUCGUGGUUACGGCCAUGGAAACCCUCGUACGAAGCCCUAUUGUCGAAGGCGUCCUCGAGAAGCAACUGGUUCUCACUACAAUGAUCGACUGGCUUCUCAGUUCCUCGGUCAACUUGAUUGGAUUAAGUGUGAUGGAUGUUCUCCUUGGCUUCAUCCAGCAUAUGUUAUUGUUAUUGCAGCUUGGCGGACCUAAUGCUCGCAUCGUUUCACCACAUCAGAAGAAUACCCUCGGGAUAUAUCGAGAAGCAAAAGAAGCUUUUGACCCGACAUCCGUCUUGACCUCAGAUGAGAAAGACCGGGCGCCUUCGAAGGUCGAAUUGACUGCGUCGCCCGUGAGACAAGAAUUAUUGAUGAGUCUGGAAAAAUGUAUCGCCUCGCUUUCCAACCACAUCUACUACACGGAUCAAAUCAGCGACAUGCUCACAGCUAUCCUGGCACGCUUGAAACCAUCUCCCCAGUCAGACGUCCCCACAUCGGCGGCUGCUAUCAACGACCCAGCCGCCGCAACGAAAGCAAUCGCCGAGUCGGCAAGCAUCCAUGAGGACCCCAAUACGUCUGCAUUCUUCUCUUUUAAUACUGCCAGAAUUACGGCAGUACAAGUCAUCAAGGAAAUUUUGAUUCGUGCCAAUAGCAGACGGAGCGCUACAGGUGCCCCGAUCGAAGCACGUGCGCGGGUUGGUGUGCAGGUAUGGGAAGGCACGCAAUGGCUUCUCAAGGAUGAAGAAAGAGAAGUGAGAUUCGCAUACGUCGAUGCACUCAUCACCUGGCUCCAGCUGGAGACCAAUAAAAUGGACACGCUCCUUCCCAGUGAUGGGAAUCGAAAACAUUCGACGGGGAAAAAGAAUACAGCCCCAACGGGUGAGGCUAGCGUCGCUAAAAGGGCCGUCUCAAAUGCAUCUCGAAAAGAAUCCAAGCCUGCCAGGUCAAACUUUUUGGCCCUGCUACAUCUCGCCAUCUACGAUAGUAUCUUGGACGAUGCCGAAAAUGAGUCGAACAUUCUCCUAGCGUACCUGCUGUUGACCCAGUUGGUCGAUCGUCUAGGCGUCAAUGCGAUUCGGAGUGGGUUGCCCAUGAUGCUCCGACUUCAAGAAACGGCUUUGAAUGGCGAGGUUGUCUCAGCUCUAGGAAGAGUCAAUGUUGCCAGUGUAGUUCACGCUUACUUGUGGACCAUGGCUGAAAAGUUCGAUUUCGAAACCAGUACGGUCGGCCAUGAGAUCAAUGCCGAAAUAUCCCGACGGAAACGACUUGGAGUCUGGUGUGACCAGGUCAAGUUUCCCGCCUUAUCUGUUGGAGACAUUCAAAAAAUACCUGCCAUCAACGAAAAACCUCCUGAAUAUCCUGACGAAGCCGCCGAAACUAUCAAACCGUUUUUAUCGGUGUCGGAAUUUGUUGAUGAGAUCGCCACGGCUUAUGACACCUCACUCCUGACUCCGUCCACUUCAGCUCCUUCUUCACCGGGUCGAGUUUUCUCGGUGCCGACGCUGGGGUUUGGUUACGGGUAUGGAGUUGCUCCAGUGUCGAGACACGCCAGAGAAGAUCAGCUCCCGCAAAAAGUGAAAGACGAAAUGAGUGCUGGCUGGAGCAGGGAAGCAUGCAUCGCUGCUGUUGAGAAAGAAAGUGCAGCUUCCAUGACCGGCUCACGAACGGGUGCCUCGUCGGCCCUCAAGCACCACCUCAGCGUUAACGGUGUUCGCAAACAGGAUUCCGUUAGUGGCCGAGAAUCUCCCAUCACAGCCAACGGCAAUACGACUCCCACUUUUGGACUUCUCGCUGGAUUGGGGAGUCUGACCAAAGUCAGGGGAUCAAGUGCGAACGGAUCUCCUGCCAGGGUUCCCACCACGUCCAGCCGAGAUUCGACUAUGAGAGUGACUGAUCUCAAACGAGCGCUUUCAGGCCAUGCCGCAAGUGGCCGACGACCAAGUCCCUUGCGAAGACCUGUAGCAGGAUCAAGAAGAAGUAUAGGAAGUAGUGAGACUAGUAGCAUGAUCAGCUGGGAUGAUACGGACGAUCGCAAUCCUUCAUUUCUUGAUGUUCGGUCAACUGGAGUUCCGAAUGACUCAGUCAACCAUGUCGCGGACAAUACCUCUCGACCUCAAGGCACGGAGGCAACCGAACGGGCUUCUCAAGACUCAGGCGCGGCCCCGGCAGUCACCGCUGAUCCACGUAUCGAUGCGGAUGUGCCCCCUGUACCGAAAAUCCCGUCCACCCUCAAUCUUCCUGGGACGUGGCCCCGAGAUGCUUCCCCUCCUCGACCUGCAGAGCCCACGCUGAAGAAGACUCCUUCUCCUUCUUUAGAAGGUGGCAAUACUCCUCACGCAAAGCGGAUUACAAGUACUCCAUAUUCACCGUCCACACGAGAAAGGCAGGGCGUUCGAAAGAGCUCACGACCGACGAGCAGGAAAGGUCCAGUUUCCUCUUCACCAAAUGAAAAGUUGGAUUUGGACUCAUUACUGGCCGGGAUACCUUCUAGUGACAUGACUGAAGAGGUGGACAAAGAGAAUCGAGGCAGUCGCUUGAUUCGGCCUCCCUAUUAA
This is a messenger RNA of Rhinocladiella mackenziei CBS 650.93, 3594 nucleotides long. RefSeq lists its product as uncharacterized. Gene Ontology annotation, cellular component: plasma membrane. The record is from RefSeq and is a predicted model, not a curated record. Bases 1 to 3594 code for a protein of 1197 amino acids. NCBI's taxonomy places the organism in Eukaryota, Fungi, Ascomycota, Eurotiomycetes, Chaetothyriales, Herpotrichiellaceae. The transcript has 2 exons. Gene Ontology annotation, biological process: protein localization to plasma membrane.